Coturnix japonica (Japanese quail) is the source of this 2539-nucleotide messenger RNA. It is a transcript of the gene NFIB, whose product is annotated as nuclear factor I B. NCBI's taxonomy places the organism in Eukaryota, Metazoa, Chordata, Aves, Galliformes, Phasianidae. Gene Ontology annotation, cellular component: nucleus. Gene Ontology annotation, molecular function: DNA-binding transcription factor activity, RNA polymerase II-specific; RNA polymerase II cis-regulatory region sequence-specific DNA binding. The record is from RefSeq and is a predicted model, not a curated record. Gene Ontology annotation, biological process: regulation of transcription by RNA polymerase II.
AACAUUUCUUUGAUUUCUUUAUAGAUUCUGGACAACCAGGAAGUCCAAGCCACAAUGAUCCUGCCAAGAAUCCACCAGUGUAUCUUGAGGACAGUUUUGUAAAAUCUGGAGUGUUCAACGUGUCAGAACUUGUGAGAGUGUCCAGAACACCUAUAACCCAAGGAACUGGAGUGAACUUCCCAAUUGGAGAACUUCCGAGCCAGCCAUAUUACCAUGAUAUGAAUUCUGGUAUAAAUCUGCAGAGGUCUUUAUCCUCUCCACCAAGCAGCAAAAGACCCAAAACGAUCUCCAUAGAUGAGAAUAUGGAGCCAAGCCCAACAGGAGACUUUUAUCCUUCUCCAAACUCACCAGCUGCGGGAAGUCGGACAUGGCAUGAAAGAGAUCAAGAUAUGUCUUCUCCUACAAUGAAGAAACCUGAAAAGCCUUUGUUUAGUCCUACUUCUCCCCAGGAUUCUUCGCCAAGACUGAGCACUUUUCCCCAGCAUCACCACCCAGGAAUCCCAGGAGUUGCACAGAGUGUCAUCUCAACUAGAACUCCACCUUCACCUUCACCAUUGCCAUUUCCAGCACAAGCUAUUCUCCCUCCUGCCCCAUCUAGUUACUUCUCUCAUCCAACGAUCAGAUAUCCUCCCCACCUGAAUCCUCAGGAUACUCUGAAGAAUUAUGUACCUUCUUACGACCCGUCCAGUCCGCAGACUAGCCAGCCUAACAGCAGUGGUCAAGUAGUAGGGAAAGUGCCUGGCCAUUUUACUCCAGUUUUGGCACCCUCUCCCCAUCACAGUGCGGUGCGACCUGUGACCCUGACCAUGACAGAUACUAAGCCCAUCACUACAUCCACUGAAGGUGAGGCAUCUUCACCUACAGCAACCACCUACACAGCUUCAGGCACAUCCCAAGCCAAUCGAUAUGUGGGACUAAGCCCAAGAGACCCAUCCUUCCUACACCAGCAACAGCUGAGGAUUUGUGACUGGACCAUGAAUCAAAACGGCAGGCAUUUAUACCCCAGUGCCAGUGAGGAUACAUUGGGAAUUACUUGGCAAAGUCCUGGUACCUGGGCUAGCUUGGUUCCUUUUCAAGUAUCAAACAGGACACCGAUCCUGCCGACAAAUGUCCCAAAUUAUGGUUUGAACAUAAUUGGAGAGCCUUUCCUUCAAGCAGAAACCAGCAACUGAGGGAAAAAAAAAUAAAAAUGAAAAAUUUGGAAAAAGAAAAAAGAGGAAGGAAGACAGGAUGAGAGAAGAACCUGAAGAACGAAGAAAAAAUAGACCAGCAAUUGCAGCACUUACAAUCACUAAUUCCCUUAUGGUCGAAACUGAAAUGACAUACAAAGGGUCGAUGAUAUUUCACUGAUGGGUAGAACGCAGCUCCUGCUAAGUAGCCUUUGUUAUAUGAAGUCCGCUGGGAAAUAGAUGUUCUGUCUCUGACAAUAUAUUUUAACUGACUUUCUAGAUGCCUUAAUAUUUGCAUGAUAAGCUAGUUUUAUUGGUUUAGUAUUCUUGUUGUUUACGCAUGGGAUCACUAUUCCUGGUUAUCUCACAAAACAAAGGCUAGGCAGCAGCAGCAGAUUUGCAGGAGGACAAGGGCUGUAAGCCAGCCAUUUUCUCAACACUCUGAUUUCUAAAUGUUUAAAGGAAAAAAAAAGAAAAAAAAAAAAAAAAGCUCUGUAGCCUUUAGUUAUCAGUAUGGAUUUAUUAAACUUUGGCCCUUGACUCAGCCUUUUCUAGUGUGUUACCCAGCUUGAAAUUUCCAAUCAGAAUGAACACACACCUUAUGUAAGAGAUGCCUCUAUGUAGGUAAAAGUGUUAUCUUUUCAUGCAACAGUAAAAAGAAAAAAAAAAAAAAAGAAAAAAAAAAAAAAAAAAAUGCAAACUUUUUACCCACUAAAGAAACACUUAGAGAGGCAAGUGCAAUUUAAAAGUCGUAUCAAAGGGGUCAUCAUUAUAAGUCCUUCAGCCCUUGGACUCUAAACUGAGGGGAUUAAAAAAGGAAUUAAAAUUUACUUUGAACAAAUUUAUUUUUCCCCUCAGUUUUUGAGGGCAUUAAAAGGCAUUACAUCAAGACAAAUCAUGUCCUUGAGAAAAAUAAAUCAAUGAAAACACAGCACUUAUGAUGGUUUAGCUGCUGCCUCCACAAAAGGGGUAGAAUUUAUUUAUUUAAAGUUACUGGUUGCAUCAAAAACCCAUAGGGUUUAUAUUUUUCUGUAUAAUCUGCAUCAUAGAGACAAAGAGAUAGGCAAAUCCAUGCCAAAAGCGCAAAGCUUACUGUUUACAAACUGGUAAUACCAGGAUGGGGAUAAGAUUUAUUUAAAUAAUGCACUCUCUAAGUCUAAUUACAGGGUGCUGAAAACUUGCAUGGUGCUUUCAGAAGUUAGCCUUGUUCAACAGAUUUCACAUAUUGACAGAAAUAUAAUGUGCAUGGGCAGACAUUUUGCCUCAAUGUCUCUUAAAAAAUAAUUAAUUAAAAUACUCUUUCCAGUAAUCCUGAUUUGCACGAAAAUAUAAUGUCCACAUUACGUGCCUUGCCUUGAAAUCUAAAAAAU